Messenger RNA from Pelodiscus sinensis (Chinese soft-shelled turtle), 2005 nucleotides. It is a transcript of the gene UGT3A2, whose product is annotated as UDP glycosyltransferase family 3 member A2. NCBI's taxonomy places the organism in Eukaryota, Metazoa, Chordata, Testudines, Trionychidae. Gene Ontology annotation, cellular component: UDP-N-acetylglucosamine transferase complex. The record is from RefSeq and is a predicted model, not a curated record. Gene Ontology annotation, molecular function: glucuronosyltransferase activity.
GCUGACAGAAUCCAGGGAAGUCUGGCUUUUUGUGCUCUGGAGGUGUGGCUUGCUGCAGGAUGAUGGCUGGAGGGAGAUGGACACUUCUCGCUCUGCUUUUCCUCCUGCAAUUCCUACUCCCUGAAGCCUUCAAGAUUCUGAUUCUCUCCUUUAUCGGAGGAAGCCAUUAUCUUAUAAUGGAUGAAAUCUCAAAUGUGCUGCAUAAUAGAGGUCAUGAAGUCAGGAUGUUACUACAGACAGGAGUUCUAAUGAUCCCAGGGAUCAAAUAUAAGAGACCAGAUACCUACCAAAUUACAGCUUGGUCUGCCAACCAGGACUAUCUCAAUGUAUAUGAGAAGUGGUUUGCUGACAACAUGGAGGAUUUUCUGAUGGGCAGAGAGGACCUCAGCCAUUAUAUGAAUUUCAUGAACCAUUUGGCCUACCAGUGUCAAUUCAUACUAAAUGAAUCAGAGACCCUGAACUCCCUGAAGGAUGAAAAAUUUGACAUAACAGUGAUAGAUGGUUUUAAUCCCUGUUCCUUCUUGGUUGCAGAGAAACUAGACCUGCCUUUUGUUGCGGUGUUUCCUGGAACUUUUGCUAAUGGACCACAGGCUGGGAUUCCUAGCCCCUUGUCUUAUGUUCCAGUAUUUCAUUCCCACCUAACCGAUCACAUGGACUUCUGGUGCCGUGUGAAGAACUGUCUAAUGUCUCUUGUUUCAAUCAUAGUAGAAAAUCAAGCCCAAGCCAAAUUUGAAAGUGUCAUCAAGGAGCAUUUCACUGCUGAGUCCAGAACUUUUUUAUCUGAGCUCUACUUAAAAGCAGAAUUAUGGAUUUAUAACACUGACUUUUCUUUAGAAUUUGCACGCCCGCUUCUUCCAAAUACUGUGUAUAUUGGAGGUUUACUGGCCAAGCCUUCCAAACCACUUUCUCAGGAGCUUGAAGACUUUAUAGCAAACUCAGAAGAUGGUUUUAUCAUUGUGACACUGGGCUCAAUGUUAUCCUCAAUCCCGCACUUGGAAGUACUACAGGAGAUGAAUGCUGCAUUUGCCCACCUUUCCCAAAGAGUGAUCUGGAGGUGUCAGUACUCCAAAUGGCCUAAAGAGCUGAAACUGGCAUCAAAUGUGAAAAUUGCUGAUUGGCUCCCUCAGAAUGAUCUGUUAGGACAUCCUAUGGCUCGUCUACUUGUUACCCACGGAGGCAUGAACAGUUUGAUGGAAUCUAUCUAUCAUGGGGUCCCUGUUGUGGGAAUACCCCUUUUUGGAGACCAGUACGACAACAUGGUUCGAGUAGAGGCCAAAAAAAUGGGCAUUGCUCUGCGAAUAGACCAGCUUACCACUGACAUAUUCACUCGCACAAUGAAGCAAGUUAUAGAAGAUAAAAGGUAUAAAUCCGCAGCUAUGUCUCUGAGCACAAUUCAUCACUCCCACCCACUCCCGCCAGAUCAACGCCUGGUACGAUGGAUAGAACAUGUCCUCCGAGUAAGGGGAGGAGCCCACCUUCAGCCUUAUGCAUUUCAGCAGUCUUGGUAUCAGCAAUACUUACUGGAUGUUGUGUUGUUCCUGUCAGGGUCUCUCCUCGGGGUUAUCUAUCUUUGUAUUAAGCUCCUAAAAUCUGUUGCCUUUAGGAUCCGCAGCUCAGAAAAACAAAAACAAACAUAAUUUUAAACAUUACCUAUUUGGUUAAUAUCAUCAUUUUAAAAAAAAUUAUAAGCAGCUGGUAGUAGCCACUAGAUUUAUUUGCUUCAAGGAAACAGUAAGGGAAAUUAUACAUUUCCUGGAUAAUCCAAGCCUUCUGUAUGACCUAAUUCUACUGAAAUGUAAUAAACAUUGGAUGAGAAAACAAAAUUAGCUCCAUGUUUGUUUGGUUUUAAAUUCACUCCUAGAACCAUAACCCUUCCUAUCCCAAGUAACUUCUGAGACGUUACAAAGGAGAGGAUAUACAGUUGAACAGAGAUCAGCUUCUGAACCUGCAAUUUAAAAAUGAGCAAAAAAAUGCUUUCAAAACAAAUACAGAGAAGCGUUCUAAA